AUGACCGAUCCGAAAAACUUGGUGAACAAGGAGCCCCAUGAUUUUAGGGACCAUGCUGCUCAUAUGCAGUGGAAGAUUGAGCGCGAUGCUUUUCGUUCGACGGUGCCACUGAUUCCGCAAGACAUGUCUGCUGGAUCGAGAGCGACGUCUGCAACAGCAACAGUACUUCAGAAGGCCCUCGCGAACCCGUUGGUCCCGAUUGGAAUGACGGCGACAGUUGGAUGUCUUAUAGGAAUGAUGGUUGCCACAUUACGCAGAAGCUCAAAAGAUGCUCAACUGUUCAUGAGAGGUAGAGUUGCUGCUCAAGGAUUCACAAUUGCCGCAUUAGUUGGAGGAGCAAUCAUGUUUGGAAUCGGAGCACCGUCGGAAGCUGCUCUACGAGCCCCGCUUUCAGAAUCCCACAAUGUGAAUAUCGCGCCACCAAAACCGGCAAUUAGUCAUUAA
Caenorhabditis bovis is the source of this 444-nucleotide messenger RNA. Lineage: Eukaryota; Metazoa; Nematoda; Chromadorea; Rhabditida; Rhabditidae. The record is from the annotation of a GenBank genome assembly.